GCCAGUUUCACAUGUCUGCUGAUGUGCCGGGUUGGGGUGUUUUUCGAUUUCGUAACCAGCAUUGUUUAGCGUUUGUAUAAUAAUUUUGUUGUGACUGUUUUUAACGGUGACACGCGGUGCUUUUGAGGCCAACCAACCCCAUUCAAGCCGAGGAGAAACACAUUAAACGGAACAAGCUAGCGUUACAUCAGCGUUACCAGGCUAACUGAGGCUAACGUUAGCUAACUACACAGCUCUGCUAGUAGGUUAUUCGCGUUAGUGUCAGAAUGGGAGAGGAAAUCAAUGAUAACUUAACAAACACUAGCAGUGGACCUGCUAGUGCCACGGGCGUUGAGGACACAUGCGAACUCACUGAAGAUGGCGUUAAAUAUUACACAUUAGAGGAUAUAAGAGUACAUAAUAUGAGCAAUGACACAUGGCUCAUCAUCCACGACAAAGUCUAUGACAUCACAACUUUCCUUGAAGAGCAUCCAGGAGGAGAGGAGGUUUUGUUGGAGCAGGCGGGUGCAGAUGCCACAGAGAGCUUUGAGGAUGUGGGUCAUUCUACAGAUGCAAGGGAGAUGCUUGAACAGUACUACAUUGGGGAGCUUCACAUGAAUGACAGACAGAAGAAGAAGGAAAAGGAGGCGCAUGACACAAAUUCAGGAGAGUCCAGCACCUCCUGGGCCACAUGGUUGAUACCAGCUAUUAUUGCAACUGUUGCUGGCAUUAUGUAUCGCUACUACACACUGGAACACAAGUCCUCCUGAGUGCUGGCAUCCAGCUUUCCUCUCAUUCUUUUCAUCUGGAGGCCUUGAAAUGUUUGACCAAAAUCUCCUGACACUGAAGGCACACAGUUAGGAGUGAGUGCGUCCUCUGUAAUGAGAAAAGGAGGAGAGCAGUUUGAUAAAGUGCUUUUGUUCUUGUCCGUCUACAUAAAGUGCACCAAAUAGACAGCCAGUCAUAGACUUUAUUAAAUUGUCUGCCUUCAUUUUCUUUGAGUAUCAUUGUCACUAUGCUUGUUGUCAUGUUGUUUCUUUAACUUAAACUUUCAUAUGCAUUUGACCCAGUUUUGUCUCUGUUUGUUCUUUGCCCUUAUGCUUCCCAAGAUAGUUUUUAUUAAUAUCCCAGUAUGCAAACAUGAGUAUCAGACAGAUUGCAACUAUGGAAAUAUCCAAGGAGAUGUCUUUAUGCAAAGUGGUUGUGGAAUCAAGGAUCAAGUCUGCAGUGAUGAGUAUUUUUAUGCUGAUUUAGAUAUAGUUUGAUAAAUCCAGAAAUGUUACUGCUGCCCAACUCUGAAUAGGAAGGACUUUAUUCCCUGCACUCCAUACCACAGUUCCUGUGUUAAGCAAUGCCUGAUAGCAUUUAUCUCUCAGUUGUUUGUGCUUUUUUCCAGUCAUGUAAUUGCAGUGUCAUGUCUAUUAAGUCUAUUUCUUUUUGAAAAUGGUGGUUGUAUCACUGAUUAUUUAAGUAUUUCCCAUUUUCUAGUUAUGUCAUCAGUAAAGUAUCAAAAUGCUUACAAACCCAAUCCACAGAUGAAUAUAAAUUUACUGUUAUAAUAUGUAAUAAUAUUUUACUAUCCAGAUAUAACAGAUGAAACUGAAUAACUAUGGGAGUACCUUGAAAGAAGUUAAUUAUUAUUAUUAUUAUUUUUUUUGUAAUUACAUUGUUCUAGACUAUGCCAUUUGUUAUUUAUCAGAUGAUUUUUCAAAAUUUUGUUUAAUUGUAAUGCAUCUUAAGCUUAUGUUUUGGGUGGAUGGUACUGCCAACUUUCAGUGGAGUGUUUGAAUUAGAUAUUGAAUGAGGUCAUCCUGGUUUUAUCAGAGCCUUACUUUGUCAACAUAUUUAAACAGAAUUGUAAUAACUUUUUAAACAAAUUUUGAGACGUUUCAUAUUUUCCAAAAAAAUCUAUCAAAGGACAAAGUUUGAGAAUUCAUCAUUAGUUUAUCACCUGUAAGUUCACAAAAGUUUUACAUUUUUGAAUAUAACUUGCUGCUAUUUUUACAUGUAACCACAUUAUUUCCUUCCAGAUGUCAUCACUGAAUUGGUUGACCUGAGAUAAAUAUUUAUCAACUCUGCAUUUCAUCUGGGAUUUUCUGUCAUUUAAAGUCUGAAUAAAAUAUAUCUUUCAAAAAUUCA
Molecule: messenger RNA, 2118 nt
Organism: Cheilinus undulatus (humphead wrasse)
Lineage: Eukaryota; Metazoa; Chordata; Actinopteri; Labriformes; Labridae
Product: cytochrome b5
Exons: 5
Coding region: 267-749 (160 amino acids)
Cellular component (GO): membrane; intracellular membrane-bounded organelle
Molecular function (GO): heme binding
Source: RefSeq, a predicted model, not a curated record